Molecule: messenger RNA, 2483 nt
Organism: Cydia fagiglandana
Lineage: Eukaryota; Metazoa; Arthropoda; Insecta; Lepidoptera; Tortricidae
Product: zinc finger protein 572-like
Exons: 7
Coding region: 134-1714 (526 amino acids)
Cellular component (GO): nucleus
Molecular function (GO): zinc ion binding
Source: RefSeq, a predicted model, not a curated record
UAUCCGCGAUACAAUAAAUAAAAAAAAGGGUUGAAGCGGUGUACCAUAUAAAAUAAUGGAAAAAACAGUCUUAUUUGUACAAUAAGUGAGAGGCGAAUAAGGAGGUGUUUGUAAUAUAUUUCUUAUAGCAAUAAUGACUUCUGCAGCAGAAGAAAAUUGUUUCGUUUGCUCAAAAACCGGCGGCAACUUGAACAUCUUCACCACUUAUAACAUCUGCAAUGACAAAGAGGAACUAUACGUUGAAGUCAUUAAAAACUGUUUCAGCGUUGAGAUCGGGCAGGACUCAGGUCUCAAUUCGAUGUGCACUGAUUGCAGCAUAAAAUUGAGAAGGGCAUACACAUUCAAAAAUGAUAUAAUACAAGCAGUGAACAAAUUGGUUGUUUUACAAAAUGCUGUUGCAGAAGAAACGGAAUAUUCCAAGGUUGAAUAUUUAGAACACACAUUUGAAAAUGACUACGACAUCAAGUCUGUUCUCAACCCCGAAACCGGCCAGAUAUCUUACACUUUAGACAAAAUCAACGAAAACAAAGAAACAAACGUGCCCGACACUUAUAUGAUUGAUUUAGAGAAUGACGUCAUAAUCACUAAGAAGGAAGCGGAGAAGAAGGUGAAGAAAAGUAAACGGAAAAACGAAGUCGUUAAAGAGAACUUACCUAAUAAUAUUGAAAGUAAAAAGGCAAAAUCUAGUAAGGCUAAGAAAAAGAAGGAAAUUGAAGCUGAGAAACCUAACUUAGAUAAUAUUGUCGAAAAUGAUCCUGAGAAACCUAAUAACUUAGAAAAUAUUGUCAAAGAAGAUGUGGAGAAGGCUUGUAAGAAAAUAAUAACCAUAGAGGGGAAUGUGGUGGAAGCACCGGGUACUGAUCAAGAGGAGAAAAAUAAAAAGCCAAAGAAAGUGAAAAAUGCCAAAAACCCCAAAUUCACCCUCGAGCCGGGCCAAACAAAGUGCUCCCUCUGCAGCGCCCAGUUCGAAACCAACAAGGCCCUACGGGUCCACAUGAACGCGCACUACCCGGACCACGAGUGUGGGGACUGCGGGAUGGCCUUCGCCAGUCAGCAGCGGCUGCGGUCCCAUGUGUACCAGACUCAUAACCAAGAGGAGUCGCCCACUUGCAAGUAUUGUGAUAAGACUUUCACCAACGUAAACACGCGCAACGCGCACAUGUGGCGGGUCCAUACCAAAGUCGACCCGUACAAGUGCGCGCAGUGUGGCGAGCGCUUCAAAACGUACCUCAAACGGCUGCGGCACAUGCAAGCCUCACAUGGGGACUCCGUAACAGAGUACCCGUGCCAGUAUUGUGACAAGAAGUUCGCUUAUGCCGCCUACAGAACGAAGCACAUCCGCACGAUCCACCUCCAGUCCCGCCCGCACAAGUGUCAAGACUGCCCGUACAGCUUCGCGCGACGCCGCGACCUCGACGCACACCGUGCUAGCAAGCACGGGGUCGGCGAGAUGAAGUACCAGUGCACCGUGUGCAAUAAGAAGUUCUUCUUCAAUACCGCGCUGAAGUUCCAUCUCAAUGUACAUAACAGACACACAUGCACCCAAUGCGACGCCAAGUUCGCCAACGAGGCGAACCUGGAUGCCCACCUGAAGACCCACGAGCCCCUAGACCAGUCUCUGGACGCCCUGCCUAUCCUGGACACCUUAGAAUUUAACGACUUUGCCGACUAUGCGCUGGACUCGGCCUUCUGGGUCCUGGGGAACGAGUUAUAGAUGGGUGUUACAUUCGUUGCCAUGGUUACGUCCUUAGGUCGGGUCGACAGAGCCACGAGGCUCAUCUGAAGACCCACGAGCCAUUAGACCAGUCUCUGGACGCCCUGCCUAUCCUGGACACGUUAGAAUUUAACGACUUUGCCGACUAUGCGCUGGACUCGGCCUUCUGGGUCCUGGGGAACGAGUUAUAGAUGGGUGUUACAUUCGUUGCCAUGGUUACGUCCUUAGGUCGGGUCGACAGAGCCACGAGGCUCAUCUGAAGACCCACGAGCCAUUAGACCAGUCUCUGGACGCCCUGCCUAUCCUGGACACGUUAGAAUUUAACGACUUCGCCGACUAUGCGCUGGACUCGGCCUUCUGGGUCCUGGGGAACGAGUUAUAGAUGGGUGUAACAUUCGUUGCCAUGGUUAGGUUCUUAGGUCGGGUCGACAGAGCCACGAGGCUCAUCUGAAGACCAACGAGCCAUUACACCAGUCUCUAGACGCCCUGCCUAUCCUGGACACGUUAGAAUUUAACGACUGCAGACUAUGCGCUGGACUCGGCCUUCUGGGUUCUGGGGAACGAGUUUUGCUAAUUAUACUUUUAAGUACAUAAGUAUGCAUAUAUUCGAAUAAGAAUGAUUUAUUGCAGUAUGGCUGUCAUUUUCUGUACAAAACAGUCUGCCGGUUUUGCGGAGGAGGGGACGUAUUGCUGUUUCUACAUGAUUAGUACGUAACGUACAAAUAGCAAUUUUGCACAAUUGUGCAAGGUUUUCGGCAGAGGGUAAGCU